CACGAACGGCACACGCGAAUCGGUGGUCCGGAAAGUUUUACCAAUUUCUUCAUCACGGGACGACUGGGAUAGCGCAAACAAGAGAGGGAUAUAGAGAGCGCGCGCACAACCGAGAGACAGGCAUCCGUGAAGUGUUUUCACCAUUGAUGAAGAAAAGUGCCUGAAAAUAGGUGAUAGUGCGUGCGUGUAAACUAGGACAUGUUACACAUCGUGGCUAACUCGAGGGCACCGGGACAACGUUCGAUUCGGUUGACGAUACUGACCAUCGGUUGUCAGCACGUGCGGAUGGGAAAUAUGGUUACGACUGUUCAGUACAUGUGAGCGGGAAAAGUUUCGGGCGUUAUGAAAUCCAAUUGAUUUGCCUUUGGAAAAUUGUAUAGCAAUGGGUUCAUGAACAGCCUCAACGAGUUGCAAGUGGGAGAUAGCAAUAUAAGAAGGGGCACAGGGCUACGUGCGGGGGUAACAAAAUAACAGCAGUACAACCACCACAACCUAAUUCCGCAAAAUAGAAGGGCGAAGUGCUGCAAAACAACAAAAAAAAACAGCAAAACCAAGACCAAAACAGCCAGUGCAAUAAAUUCAAAUGAGUACAUCCAAACUUCGUGGGAAAUCAGCAAUUCAUAUCAAUGAUAGCGUAAUCAACACUAAUCCAAAUAAUUCGCAUAAUACAUUGCUCAAAAUCGAAUCCGUUGUGCCAAAAUUGACAACUCGCGGAAAUAAUUCGAAUAAUUUCACCCACUCAUCUCGAUUGAAGACUUUUCAUCGAUCUCACAGUACGCUAAGCACAUCUUAUUUGAAAAAAGUCGGUGAAAAACGAGUAUUCGUACCACGAGAAGCAGCAGGUGACCGUGGCAGGGAGUCACCAAGGGACCAACAACGAAAUGAACCGCAACCGGAUGGUUCCGUACUGAUUCAAAAUGGAGUUACUACCAUAAAACGUUCGGAAAAGGACCGGGAUAAGCAUCCUGAUCGUGUCAACCUUGAUCGCAAAGGCCUCAGUUCGAUUCCCAUUAUAGACGAUGAGCCAAACCUUAGGCUUUUAUCACUUCAGCAUAACCUCAUCAAUACCUUUCAUAUACCCGCAGAAACUGAUACUAACAACAAUGAAACAAAAGCAUCCACAUUAUCGCCAUCCUCGAUGCAAAACUCACCCAAGACGUCCCCUACCGAGUUACAGACGAGCGGUACGAAUAAUACCAGCAACAUUACAGCUAAAGAUAGCCCCUCCUCCAGUCCUACCAGCAUCACUGCCGCAACAGCUAACAAUACUCAGUACAGUACCAAUCGUAAUCCGAAACAACUCCUACGGCAGAAAUCCACCUCGCGCAGUCAGCUGUAUCUGAACAGUAAUAAUCUGAACUACUUAGCCGGCAAAGUUACCUUAAGCGCUAAACCCCUCAACGGACAGCCCCCAGCAUGUGCCACAAGUCCUACCAACGCGUUUCUCCAGAAACCCUCUUCCAUUUUGCUGAGCGCUCAACAUCGCAACAUGCUGAAGAGAUCCAAUAGUUUCAUAAGUAAUGCCGCCUUAUUCCCUUCGCCUGCAGCACACCAGCAGCAACCUGCAAACGUGAUCAAGCUAAAAAGUAAACUGCUUCUUGCGCCUUCCUUUAGCAUCGAUAACCUAAAUAGCGCCAACGAAACGACUGCCGUCCAUGAAUCCACCACAAACAACAGUAACAACAACAGUGGUAAAACAACGCCUACCAAUGCACCUCCUCCAGCGAACGGGGUAAACCACUUUGCCAAUCCACAGACACACAUUUCACCAAUACUUUCAGCAGCAGAACCUAAAUACAACCUACAAAAUCUGGUUUUCCUUGAUCUGUACGACAACCAGAUCGAGAAAAUAUCCUGUCUCGAUGGCCUUAAAUGUCUCACUGUACUACUUCUGGGCAAAAAUCGAAUCACCGAUAUCAGCGGACUCACAUCGUUGCGCCAAACCCUUCGAGUGUUGGACCUUCAUGGCAACAAAAUAUCCACCAUUUCGUCAAAAAUUAAUCAACUCCAAGAACUAAAAUCCCUAAACCUAGCCGGUAACCAACUCCGUCAGAUCCAUAGCAAUGACUUCAACGGGCUAGUAAAUCUGAAAGAGCUCAAUCUGAAGCGGAACCGUAUCAAGAAGAUCCACGGAUUCGAUGACCUGCGGAGUCUCGAACGACUAUGGCUUUGCCAUAAUGACCUGCAGUGCGUAGAAGACAUGGCUGCCAUUGCCAAAGCAAUCAAUCUCAAGGAGGUCACCAUCGAAAACAAUCCUGUUUCAUUAGCCGGAGACUGUGUAUCGUUUUUGGUGAGUUACCUACCCGGUUUGGUAUCGCUCAGUCAAAUGCAAAUUACGGAACAGGUACGUCGAGCCGCCUCCGCAUGGCGUAAGAACAAAGAACUAUCCGACAUGAACUAUUCAAAUCUUUCGACGGACGUAUGUCAAAGCAUAAGACGGGAGGAAAUCAUUUCUAACGCGCGCACGAACUGGGAAUUGCUGAGGUCACAACAAUCAACCGCGUGCCGGAAUGUUCAACGCACAGCAAUAGUCGCUAAAGAUGUCGAGAUGGAUCUGAAUAACAGUAAUCUUUCGGACAUUAAUCGGAAUGGCAAACCUAAAAAACAACCAGCCAAUACUAACGGUAAUACAACAGUCAACAAUCAGCGAACUCCAAGGGUAGCGACGAAAAAGCCGCCUCCAUGCAAAAAACUCGUACGUUCAUCAUCACAGGAUAAUUCAGGAUCACAACUGUCUGAACAAGGAGGAGAAGAUUACUUUCGACUGCCACCAAUUCUUGCACCAUUCCUUGAACAGAGUCCACCAACUAUUGCCUCGACUAAUAAAAUAGAAUCAUCCGAAUCGAGCAGUGGACAAAAUCAUGACUCCAGUGUUUCCAGUGUUCUAAGUUCCGAUAACGAAGAGCUGAAUGUCAAAGAAAUCGAAAAAGACGUAGAAAUCGAUAAUCCGGCAGUAGACGAAAUAAUUCAGGCGCCAUCAAAAACAAUCGAAUCCUCUUCAAUUAUUGAGCAGUCUAAUGAACAUCAUAUAAAACCACAAGAAAAUGGGAACAACAAUUCGGAUUCCGGAAGGGGAACGUCUGAGACUUCUUCGAGCACCAAUUUGUUGGAUGAGUUAAAUAACGACAAAGUGUCCACUCUAUCCACGGUGUCCAACAAAACAACUUCCGAUUCGAUUAUAACAACAUCCUCUAUCUCAGAGAAUGAUUCAAACCGGGCAACGAUAUCGCAAAAACCAAAGCCGGUAGGCCCAAUGAAAAGACACGGAAUGGGAACGCUAGUUCGAACAAACACUACCCGAAGUAACACAGUUAUGAACAAUGUCAACAGUUUAGCAAAUACAUCGAACUUGGCCAGCUCUCCAACAGUAAACUCCAACUCAUCCAUCACCGGGGCUCCUAGUGUGCCGAUCAAUAUCACUACCAAUAGCAAUUACGUGCCACCUUCCAAAUCAAAGCUGAACGAGCGCGAACGAGAGCAGGGAGGUGACUAUCUUAUUGAAAUCUGCGGACGUUACCUGAACGUGUACGGGAUGGGUGCCCUGAGGUUUAUCGACAAGCAGUGGAACAUGACGAAAGCCUCCGAUGUGCACACGGUCAAGUUCAGUUACAUCAACUUCAACAGCAUCACAGCGAUUCUCUGCCGGAUAAAGAUCCGCUUCGUGAACGCUGAAAACUUCAUCUUUCGUGAAACGAACAUCACCUGUCUGGGCCAAAUCAACGCACUUGCCGAAAGUCAAGGGAUAGCUUCGUUGACCAUCGACCCGGAAGGAAAUCCAAUCACCAGCAAACCUUGGCGCAACUAUGCCAUCUAUCGACUGUCCCAUUGGGGCCUCAAACAAAUCAACAGCAUUGAAAUUACCGAGGAAGAGGUACAAGAAGCAGAAAAUAUGUACGCCGGGCUUUCUGACUUGGUUCUUUGGUCCUUGCCGGAAGGUCUGCUGCAGCCUCUUUUGCAACGACUGAGACUGGAGGAAACUGCACAUGCCACAAAAAUGACCGCCAAGGAGUGGCUAAUGCAAGCUGAUUCCUCACUAAAGAACAUUGUUGGAAAGGAGGCUCUCCAGUGGAAGAAGCACAGCACAAGUCAGGAUGAUGCCGUGAUGCGUGCCAAGGGAAAGGCGUAUUUCGCACGUAUGCUUGAUAACACCUGCAAUGCGGUCGACAAACUGCAACAGCUCGAACACACGUGGCCCACGCUGUUGAUGGAGCUAAUACGAAACACUCUUAUUGACUACUCGCAGAUUGAUGUCUACGUGCGAAAUAUGAUGUUAGACCUGCUGAAAUGAUGUACUGCCGCUGGAAGAUUAUGUCUUUCCAGCUCAACUGCCGCUAUUACCAAUACUGCUAUCACUACUAAUGCAUCAAACCCAGCAACUAGCAAAAGGGUUCUAGUUCUCCGAAGAAUUAAGCAACGAUGCGAGAAACAUUGAACCGCCUUUUGUGGCGUGUCGUAUCUUGUGUUCAGUCAGAUGUUAAUGGAUACCGAGUGAUUUGAAAACGUAUGUCCAAGCGCCGUUACGAUUUCAAAUUUGUAUUCUUCCGAAUAUAUUUAUACUUUAUCCAUGAGUAUUUUAUUUUGCUAGAUUUUUCGUAGAACAGGAAGGUUGCUAUAGAGAAACGUAAAGUGAUAAUAGAAACAUCAGUAGUAGCAGUUUUGUUUUUAUUGCCUUAUUGGUUUGAUAAGCAAAGCUAGCGAAUUUCCCUCGUCUUACACAGUUCGUUUACGACUUGUACAAACUACGAAUAUGAUUUGAAAUAGCAAUAAAUAAAUA
Molecule: messenger RNA, 4774 nt
Organism: Armigeres subalbatus
Lineage: Eukaryota; Metazoa; Arthropoda; Insecta; Diptera; Culicidae
Product: ras guanine nucleotide exchange factor V
Exons: 2
Coding region: 584-4288 (1234 amino acids)
Molecular function (GO): protein binding
Source: RefSeq, a predicted model, not a curated record